Megachile rotundata (alfalfa leafcutting bee) is the source of this 711-nucleotide messenger RNA. Its product is annotated as glutamic acid-rich protein-like. NCBI's taxonomy places the organism in Eukaryota, Metazoa, Arthropoda, Insecta, Hymenoptera, Megachilidae. The record is from RefSeq and is a predicted model, not a curated record.
AUGAAUAAAGAGGAAAACGGAAACGACUCUGCGGGAAAUCGCACGAUGAUGGAAGACAAGAUGAACGACUUGGAUAGAACGAUUAUCGCCGCUGAGGAGAGAAAGAAAACGAAACCACCAAAGAUGGAAGAAAUACCGAAAAUGAAGAUACAGGAACAGCGUACGAAACUAGAGGAGCUCAAUUUAAGUAAAACGGGAAAGAAAGCAGAACUAAGAGAAAGACUAAUUGAUUACGUGAAACAGAACGAAAAUCCCGAUCAAGAUGAAACGGAAGACGAGACAGAAGACGAAACGGAAGACGAAGAGGAGGAGACUCGAGGUUCUAUAUCGAGCGAGACAGAAGACGAAGAAGACGAACGAGAGACAAAGAAGAAAGCGAAAAAGAACGGUCGAAAAAGAAGAACGUCCAUCGAACGUUCCAGUUUAUUCACAAUCAAAGAUGUCGAAGACUCGAUACCUCAUUUCUCAGGUGACGUUAAAAUAUCGAUAAAAAAAUGGAUUACAGAUUUUGAAGAUUUGAGCAUAUUGUUGCAGUGGAACGACCUGCAAAAAUUAAUUUACGCGAAGCGCAUGUUACGGGGAUCCGCGAAUCAAUUCAUAGCAACGGAAAAAAGUGUGACGUCAUGGAAAGAACUGCGAAAAACGUUAAAACGUGAAUUUAGCGUCGAAGUGAACAGCGCCCUGGUACACUCUCGUUUGUUCCGACGCUGA